AUGUCUGCUGUGAAAAUGAAACAAAGGGGGAUGGGAAUGGACCUUGCUGCAUCGGUAUUGUGUAUCAUCAUGUACAUUGAUUCUCAUAAAGUGGAGUCCAGAAGCCUGAGAAAUAAAAGAGCAAUGACGAGUGCAACACGGCAGUUAAUCCAUUAUUUCGGAUACAGCCAAGCCACAGCUCUUCUAAACUAUGGAUGUUUUUGUGGAUUGUAUGGUAGUGGUACACCAGUUGAUGGCGUUGAUCAGUGUUGCAAAGACCACGAUGAUUGCUAUGGUCGUGUGGCUGAAUGUUGGCCUAAACUGUGGCCAUACUCAUAUGAAUUUCAAAACAGAACAGUCAAAUGUCAAGAUAGUCCCAGUUACUGUAGUGGGAGAAUAUGUAUGUGUGACAAAGUUUUUGUGGACUGUCUUCAUAACAACAAGUAUAAUCCGGACAAUUAUGAUAUAGACCAAUAUAAACAUUGUCAGAAGAGUUAA
This is a messenger RNA of Mytilus trossulus (common blue mussel), 477 nucleotides long. Its product is annotated as acidic phospholipase A2 E-like. The record is from RefSeq and is a predicted model, not a curated record. Gene Ontology annotation, molecular function: calcium ion binding; phospholipid binding. The coding region runs from base 1 to 477 and encodes 158 amino acids. The transcript has 5 exons. NCBI's taxonomy places the organism in Eukaryota, Metazoa, Mollusca, Bivalvia, Mytilida, Mytilidae. Gene Ontology annotation, biological process: phospholipid metabolic process; arachidonate secretion; lipid catabolic process.